AUGGUGAUGAGAAAUUAUCGUCACAACACCAUCAUCUAUUUAAAGUGUCUGUCAGAUGAGGAUUGUUGGUGUAUAUUUCAACGGCAUGUUAAUGAGUUUUCUAACGUUUCUGAGAUGCGGGAUGAUAUAGUCCACAAAUGCAAAGGAUUACCUUUGGCUGCAAAAACUCUUGGAGGUCUCCUACGAAAGGCAAUAGAUAAAAGUCAUCGCCAAAGAAUAUUAGAUAGCAAUAUUUGGAGCGAGGAGAGCAGUGUUUUACCGGUUCUAAGGUUGAGUUAUCAUCAUCUUCCAUCUCAUUUGAAGCAUUUAUUUGCUUAUUGCUUUAUGCUUCCCAGAGAUUACCAUUUUCAGGAGAUGGAGAUCAUAAAACUUUGGAUGGCUCAGGGCUUCCUACCAGAAAACAAGAAUGAAAGAAUAGAAUAUGUAGGCCACAAUUGCUUCCUUGAUCUAGUAUCAAGGUCAUUAAUUGAGGAAUACACACCUGAUGUAGAAGAAUUCAUAUUUGAGGAAGGUCCUAGAAUGUUCACUAUGCAUGACCUCAUCCAUGAUUUGGCAAAAUGGGCUGCAGGUGACCUCCGUUAUGUAACAGAUACUGUGAAUCUGCAUAAUGUUCUGAAAAGAACGCGCCAUAUGUAUAUGUAUGUGACAGAUACUGGUGUAAAUGAAGUAGUAGAGAAUCAACUCUUUGCUUCUCAUCUACGAACUUUUCUAUAUUCAUCCUCUAAUGAUCUGAAUAUUGAAAUGUUGAAUUAUAUUCAACACUUCAGAUAUUUACGCUCUUUAUGUCUAUCUUCGAUGAAAAUCAAAGAGUUGCCAGAUUGUAUUGGUGAUUUGAAGCACUUGAAGCUUCUUGUUGUCUUAUUAAAGCAAAUCAAAGUGUUGCCAAAGUCAAUCAGCAAACUCAGAAACCUCCAAACACUAGAGUUGAGUCGGUGUUCUUAUCUUCAGGAGAUCCAAAGUGUUGGAUUCCUCGUUAAACUUCGCCAUCUAUCCGUUGAUUAUACCAGAUUAAAAGAGAUGCCGCUGGGAAUUGAGAAACUAAAAAUCUUGCAGAGUUUAGAUAAAUUUGUCUUGGCACCUAAGGAAGUUGAGGAUGCAGUGGAAGCGCGAUUGCAUGAUAAAGAUAGUGUAGAUAGGUUGCAUCUGAAAUGGGAAAGGUGUUGGUAUGAGGUUGAUGACAACACUAAAAGAGAUGUUCUUGAGAAGUUGCGGCCUCACACUUCCAUCAAAGAGUGUAAGUUGGAUGGGUACAGGGGCUCAACACUCCCAAGUUGGUUGGGAGAUCCUUCUUUCAUCAACAUGGUUCACAUAAGACUUGAGGAGUGUGAGAAAUGUGAAUUCUUGCCUCCGUUAGGGCAGCUAUCCUCAUUAAAGAGUCUUCUUGUCAAAGAUAUGAAUGGUAUCACAGAAAAGUGGGUGCACUCACCAGUUGACAACAUCGGCGGAGCAUUCCCCCUCCUUGAAAUGCUUUCCAUUAAGUAUUGUUUGUCAUUGCAAGGCAAUUUACUUCCUCAUUUGCCUUCUCUUAGAACACUAGAAAUCAAAGAAUGCAAGAAUUUAAGUGUGUCACUUCCAAGCCUUCAUCUGCUAGAAGUGUUAAAUGUAGAUGGAUGUAAAAUAUUGUCUACAACUGCGGAUGUCAUUUUCUGUUCAAAACGGAUGAUUCUUUGCAAUAUAUUGGAGAUUAUUAGCUUAAAUUGGAGUUUUCCAUACCUUCAUGAAGAGAUUUCCAUUGUCAAUUGCUUGUCUGUUCCCAUCACCAUUGACCAGAUAUCAAUGAUGCUUCGACGGCUUAAGAUUUGUAACUGCAGGGAACUACAAUUCUUAGAAUUGAAGAAUUUGUCUUCCUCAACUUCUCGUCUUGAGGAACUUAGUGUUGAUGAGUGUGAGUUUAUUGUCUCUAUUAGUCAUAUUCCCUUGACUCUACAAUCGUUGGAGAUUGAUGACUGUGAGAAGCUGAGGUAUGAAGAAUUUAAUGAACUACAUUUUUCUCUUGAAAGUGACAAUGAUUUGAAAACUGAAGAAAGCAUUGGAGUCUCCCCAAAGGAUAUAUUAGAACUUAUUCUUCUCACCAAAUUGAUAAUACAAAGAUUCCCAAGUCUAAUAUCAUUACAAAAAGGCCUUCUUUUCCCAGCUUUACAAACACUUGAUUUGUGGGAUUGUGAAAACAUGGAAAUUCUUCCUGGUCAAUUUCUCAAUAAGGUUGAAGAAUACCUCAGAAUACUUCACUUUCCAAAAGGCUCUCUUCAUUUACUUAGAAAUCUUUCUCUUCAGAAUGUAGGCUGCUGUGCAGACUUAGUAGAGUGUCUUCCGUGCCUAGAUUUUCCUCUCCCGUCUUCCUUGUCACAACUAAAUAUCAAGAGUUUUCGAUAUUUGAAAACUAUAGCCAAUGGAAACACCCUUCCCAACCUCACUGAUCUUCAUGUUAGUGAUUGCCCAAAGCUUGUAUCCUUGGUUAGUGACUUUACCUCGCUUACAGAAUUAUCGCUGGAAAGUUGUCCAAAAUUCUGCAACUUCAUAGCAGGUUUAUCCAAUGUGAGGCAACUUUCAAUUUCAGGAACUAACAUAGAAAAACCAAUACAAGAGUGGGGAUUGCACCUUCUAACUUCCCUUCAAAUUCUUAAACUUAAAAAUAUAGGCAGCUCAAUAGAGUGCAUAAGCGGUCUUGAGCUUCCCUCUUCCCUGUAUAAGUUACACAUUGCGGGCUUACCAAAUUUGACAACAUUGUGUUGUUCCACUCUUCCCAACCUGACCAAUAUUGAUAUCUACUCUUGCCCCAAGCUUGAAUCCUUUGGUGACAAUGGCCUUCCUCCACGCAAUGAUCAUGUGUUUAUUAGUAACUGUCAUAUGAUAGAACAACAUUUGAGAUAUGAUCCGAAUGGCCUUAUACUUACACUUUGUGGAAGAUGCUCCCUGCCUCUAUCUUGA
Messenger RNA from Chenopodium quinoa (quinoa), 2928 nucleotides. Its product is annotated as putative disease resistance RPP13-like protein 1. The record is from RefSeq and is a predicted model, not a curated record. The coding region runs from base 1 to 2928 and encodes 975 amino acids. Lineage: Eukaryota; Viridiplantae; Streptophyta; Magnoliopsida; Caryophyllales; Amaranthaceae. Gene Ontology annotation, biological process: defense response to other organism. Gene Ontology annotation, molecular function: ADP binding. The transcript has 3 exons.